Molecule: messenger RNA, 1562 nt
Organism: Talaromyces stipitatus ATCC 10500
Lineage: Eukaryota; Fungi; Ascomycota; Eurotiomycetes; Eurotiales; Trichocomaceae
Exons: 2
Coding region: 490-1446 (318 amino acids)
Source: RefSeq, a predicted model, not a curated record
UGUGCAAGUCUAAGUGAUAGGCAUGUUCGCCAGUUGAUUGGGAAAUUCGUUGGAUAUCGAACUCCUCUAGCGAACAGCUAGGAUCUUUAUUGCUGCAGUCCUUUGUUCCCUCAACAUAACAGUAGAGGGCUCUUCACCCUUCAAAUAUGUAAAUCCUUGACACGGUAAGUGUCUUCCUAGGAUAAGCUGGUACAGUCUAGACAAGCUUAAACUCACAACGAUAAGAUCGAGUCUCUAUGGAUACACUUUCUAUAGAUCUUGUCUCAUAACCCUAACUUCCAUACUCGGUCUAGCCUGAUUGUGGAUGGCCCACUUUAAAGUUUAUCGGCGCAUCAAUCAACCUUUUCAUGAUAGACAAUAGACACAGAAAAUAGACGUUACAUUGGGACAUGAAUUGAUACGAGUAUACUAUAGACUUACAGUCCUUACUAUAUCAGAAAACUACAUGAUACCCUCAUGAGCGUGACUACAACUUUAUGAUUUACCAAAAUGCCACACACAUCCAGUAAACACAGGAAGAAAUUCACUCACCCAAAAAGAAUCGAAAUUACUGAUGAAGAUGGCUGGACUCACGUCUCAAACACGCAUUCAGUGCCUUCACCUUCGUCGGGGAGGAAGAAGAUGAUAAUGACGGACGGCGCAGUCGAUGAUGACGAUCAUCCUGCUCAGACCAUACUCAAUGAUGACACUGGAUCAAGGGGAGGUGAAGCUACAGCAUAUAAAUUAUCACCAUCAGAACCACCACCAAGACUAACUCUGCCCGAACUACGGAAACAAUUCACCGCACAUCAGGGAACGUGGGAAUCAUCGCAGACAUGGCAACAACUCAAACAUUCCCUAUCCAAAGACAUCCUCGAUCAAACCAAUACGCAAUUACGCAUCAAUAAUAUAGUAUGCAUCGGCCUCGGUUCACCCAGCGGCUUUGUACAAGGUGGAUGGGUCGAUCGGCGGAGUGUAGCGCUCUAUCAACUCGCCUCUCUAGUCUCGAUAGCCACCUCUCUCAAACAACACCAAAAAAAUCAUAAAACUCCCAAAAACGAAGAGCAGGAAGAAGAUGAUGAUGAAAAAGAAAUAGAAAUCAUAGCCCAAGACCCAGUCUUCAAUACCCUCGAUGUCGAACUCCUCUCCUCACUCGGAAUCGAAGUCGUAAAUACACCAGAGGGCUUCAAUGCUGUCAACGAAAGAACAUUUUUAUUCGCGCCUGGCGCUGAAAGGAGGCAUUUGAGAUUAAUGUUACCAUCUAACCCGGCCAUGGUAUUCGGAGGACCAUUGGAAGAAGGGCCUUCAUUAACCUCUCAGAGAUUUGAUGAAGACGACAACAGUACGAUUGAAAAUGAUGAUUUGGCGGAUUACGUGGCUCGGACGCGGUCCGUGAAAUUACAAGAGUUUGAAGCGAGACCGGAAACGUUUUGGCGGAUGAGGGUUUAUUGGCUAUAUGAUGAGUGAUAAGUUUGGAUCAUACCGAUACAUUCUUGGGUCGGUGUCUUGGUACUUUGGAAAAGUUGUUACUAUAGGAACUGGCAGCAUAGACUGCGUUUGAAUGUUAUGCUUCAUUAGAAAGU